Arabidopsis thaliana (thale cress) is the source of this 852-nucleotide messenger RNA. RefSeq lists its product as uncharacterized. The record is from RefSeq and is marked reviewed. Lineage: Eukaryota; Viridiplantae; Streptophyta; Magnoliopsida; Brassicales; Brassicaceae. The transcript has a single exon. The coding region runs from base 400 to 705 and encodes 101 amino acids.
CGAACACUUGCCGCGUAAGUUUUCCAACUCCCCCCAUUGACCUUUCGCACUUUCACAAACUCCGUAUAUAUAUAAUGGAUACACUCUCUCUUUGAUCUUCACCCACUUCAUCAUUUUACAAACCAAGCAAGACUAAUCCAACAAAAAAAUAGUCCACAAAAAGAUUUUUACAGAUGGCGAUUAACAGAUCUUUACUUUUGAUUCUUCUUUUCAUCUCUGUUUCUCUAUCGACGGCGAGGAUCUUACCCGGAGAGUUUGUUCCAGUCAUCUUCUCCGGAGAGAUCCCUCCUGUUUCUAAGUCGGCGGUGGUUGGUUGCGGAGGCGAGCAGGAGACCAAGACGGAAUAUUCUUCUUUUGUUCCUGAAGUUGUCGCCGGAAAGUUCGGGUCCUUGGUGUUGAAUGCUCUUCCGAAAGGGAGUCGUCCGGGGUCUGGACCCAGCAAGAAAACUAACGACGUCAAGACUUAGCACUAUUCUUUCUAGAGUUUUCUGUCCUAAUUCUUACUUCUUUCUUUUUUUGUUCUUUAGAGAUUCUUUGAUUUUUCGUUUUCAAAUAGAGAUUAUUGUAAAUGUUACAUGUAUUACAGAAAUUUACAGUAGAAGUUUAGGAAAAAUGAGGAUUUUAUUUGGUAAUGUAAGUCGAAAUGAUCAAGACUUAGACUAUCAUCUUGUAUCGUUUCAUCAAUAUUUCUUUGAUAAACGUUAAUCAGCUUUUUAAUUUCUAUGAUUAUGUAUCAAUUUUAUUUAGACUAAGAAAGUCUUUUAAGUUAAACGCAUAAAAGAGUCAAGGAUACCAUUUGAAUUGACAUUGUAUUAGUGUUUGGGUAACUUCCAAGAAAGAGAUAAAAUUAAA